Peniophora sp. CBMAI 1063 is the source of this 891-nucleotide messenger RNA. The record is from the annotation of a GenBank genome assembly. NCBI's taxonomy places the organism in Eukaryota, Fungi, Basidiomycota, Agaricomycetes, Russulales, Peniophoraceae.
AUGGUGACCAACUUUUUGAAUGAGGUCUCGACAGGCCGUGGGGCGUCCAGUAUAUCCAUUCGCAUCCUAGAGCGUCUAUGGACAUGGGUCGUACAGCCUAUUCUCGAGCGCCUUCACCUCAUCAAGCCCGCUUCUGAGAGUCAGACGCUUCCGCACAUCACCUGGUGCCCCACAGGGCCGCUCCUUCAACUUCCGCUACACGCCGCUGGCAUCUAUGAUGCGUCGAAGCAACAUCGACCACGCGUCUACGACUAUGUCGUGUCGUCUUAUACUCCUUCUCUGUCUGCGCUUCAGCAGCGCGGGCGUCAAGCACCGAGUACCCUGUCAAGCCAACCGAGCCUGCUUAUGGUCGCACAACCAGCUACUCCCAACUUCAGCCCACUUCCCGGUACAAGAGAAGAAUGUGCUCGCAUCCGGGCCGUUCUUUCCGGUGCUACUUGCACGCUUAUAGAGCAUGAGCAAGCUGUCGUGGCUGACACUCAUGCCAUCAUUGGUCAAUAUCCAUGGGUACAUCUCGCUUGUCACGGAAAGCAGGACACGACCGAUCCAACACAGAGCGCCUUCGCUCUUUACGACGGUCCAUUGACGUUAUCGGCUCUUAUGAAUACCGUCGCGGACAAUGCGGAGCUCGCUUUCCUAUCAGCAUGUCAGACGGCUGUCGGAGACGAGAAGGUCCCCGAGGAAUCAGCUCACCUUGCCGCUGGGGACCAGGAUGCGCCGAUCGUGGCGGAGGCGUACUACAAAAAGUCGGUCGAGCUUCGCAGCUCGGGCAUGAUCAAGGCUGGGACGGGAGCGGCGUAUGCGCUGCAUGAAGCGGUGAAGGUCUUAAGAGAAGGGGUCGGCGAGCAGAACAUCAUCAAGUGGGCGCCUUUCGUACAUUUCGGUGUCUGA